GCUUUCAAUCAUUAUGUCCAAAAGAAGUACGUUGAACUCGUCAAAGAUAUCAUUUUUGAUAUACCUUCACUUGUUGGUCUCACUUGUUACAUGUCUACUGACAUACUGAUAGUUCUUUAGUUGACAGCGUUACACUUUUUAUUUUUUUCCGUUUUCAAAAGAAAUUAAAAAAACCCUGAUGAACUGGCAGCAUGAAAAUUCAUAUAAUGACGCGAGUAACGCCAACCUCCGAUCAAUAUUGGCGUAAUUAAGAAUAUUUCAUGACGAAACAUUAUGGUGGAAACAUGCAUGACAUGAUGGAAUAUAUAAAUGUAGACGAGGUCUUGUUGCAUGAAUGUAUUUUUUCUAUUAAGUUAUAUAUUCCUCAAAUAACUACAGUGAACUAUAUAAAUGUUAGGUUCGCAAAUGUAACGGGUGGCAACCUGGACGUACUUCUAGUUAAUUUUAAUUAAAUAUUAGACAAGAUAAUAUCGAAAAACUGUUUAUUAUUUCGAAAAGAGUUGCCAAUAUAGAUGUUUUAGAUUCAUUUAUCGAUCGAUACGAUGGCGAUAGUCUGCAAAUUGGGCUGUAAAAUGAAAAGGCAAUGUACUGUGGUAAAAUACGAAUUACACUAGAAAUACCGUGAUUCUUUUUUAUCUUAUUUAGGCAAGAAAUCAAAUUUAAGGCGAAACGGUUGAUCAUUUCGUCCGUCAGUUUUUCUUUUUCUACGUUUGGGCAACAACUUUCAACAUUUGUGACAAUAAUGGUUCUGACAUGGACGGACAAGUCCAUACUUACACCUUACCAUCUGAUCACAAUGAUGUUGCUCUUUGCAAACAUCAACGAUGUAGUUCUUUUCGAAAUCCCACUGUCAACUCAUUUUACGACGAACAUAAUUAUGGCGCUUACUCGGAUACAGCGUUUCCUGGAAAGCUAUGAUUUCAUGGAUGCCACGACCGAUGAGAAUCGAGUUCCUGCAGGUGACCAGUCAGAAUGUGUUGAACAGUCAACUCAUGAAGAGAUGAAAGCUUCGGGGCAUUUAAACUGUACUCCCUACGUUUGGCUAGAUAAUGUGUCAUGUAAUUUACCGACAUCAGGGGUUUCAAAUCUUCAGGAAAACAGUGUAUCACUGUUAAAGGACAUUUCUUUUAAGAUAUCAUCAAAGGGAUUGGUUAUUAUCACUGGUUCUGUCGGUAGUGGAAAGUCGUCAUUGCUUGCAUGCAUUCUUAAUAAAGAACUUCGUAUUACCAAGGGAACAAUAAAGCGUUCUGGAAACAUCGCCUAUGUUUCAGAUAAACCGUGGGUAUUUCCAGGCACCAUUCGACAGAAUAUAUUAUUCGGUUCAGCAUAUGAUGAAAAAUGGUAUUUAGAAAUUAUCGAAGCUUGCCAGUUGGAAAAAGAUCUUAAGGGAUUCCCGGAAUUGGACUUGUCUCGUAUUGGAGAACACGGUGCAACAUUGAGUGGUGGACAGCGGGCACGCCUAGCCCUGGCACGCGCGGUUUAUUCACGGGCCGAUAUAUAUCUAAUGGACGAUCCUUUAAGUUCUUUAGAUGCCAAGAUCGCAGAAAAUAUUUUUAAAAAUGUUUUAAAAAGAAUGUUAUCAGAACGGAUUGUGUUCUUAGUCACGCACAAACAUUUCAAUGAAGCUGACUACAUCAUAAUGUUGGAUAAAGGUAUGAACUUACAGUCUUCAAAUUAUAUCUAUACUAUAAUUUUGUGCAUUGAAGAUAUUAAUUUUAUAGAUGUUCGAGUACAAUCCACAUUGUCCUUUGCAGAUAACAAACACGGAAUAGCCAAAACUGACAAAAAUGUUUAAGUUAUUGAAAACAAGCAAAAGAGAUACUUUCUGUUUUGCAUUAACCAAAACAGUGGUCACCCUGGCUGGCUACUCAAUUUGAAGUAAAUAAAUGUAAUGUUGGCGGUCAUCUAUUCAUGCAAACUCGCAUGGCGUAAAAAUACAAAACAUCAGAAUUUAACCCAAUAGAUUACUGAAACCACUAAAUAUUUUGACAAACUACAAAAGAACGGUAAUUCCGAAUAGAAACAAGGAAAUUUAUGUCUCGUACAUCAUUAGAUAUUCAUAGCAUUUCGGCCAAUGAUAUGGCGUAAUUUACAUCACGUGUAUCUAUCUGUAUACCCGUCUAGACCAGGACUUUAAUUACUUCAAGUGGGAAGGGCUUUGAACAAUGGGGAAGUUGAGGGGUACAUAACUGAUUAUAUAUAAAUAUAUUUAAUUGCUAUGUUCAGAAUUAUUUCUAAAUUCAGUAACAUGUAUUUAGAAAUUUUUUCUAUCUACACUUUAUACAUCUAACACUUUUUCUGAACGUUUGAAAACUACAUAAAUAUACGAAAAGGAAAAUUAAGAUUUUUACCAACUAUCAUAAUAAACAGCGCUUUAAGUACUACAGCAGUAAUACACCAACUUACCAGUAAUGUUUACCGUCUAAUAUAUAUUCACGUCGGCUCUUUCAUUUUCCACCAGAUAGAGCCUUAUCGUACACACAAUCUGAUAUAUCGUUUUUUCGGAUCUCCAUCCUUGUCAGCGAUGGCGAAUGGCUUUCUUUACAUUUUCAGUACUGUGCUCAACACUUUCUGGUUCUCGAAACCGCUUUUUCUAAUAUUAUAAGAAGAUGCCAUGCUCUAUUGCCAACAAAAUGAAUCUAUUCAUGACGAAAGCGAAUUGAAUGCUUCGCUACACUUGACACUUCAUGCAAACUUUAAAGCGAAUGCAAUCUUUAAUGUCCCACGCUCACAUUUUUGAAUAUCUAAUCAUUUCAUGCCUCAUUUUUAUGAAUAUCUAAUGAUGUAUAACAAGCAAUUUCAAAUCUUCGUUAGUGUUUUAAACUUGGCUUCCAAAUCCCCUGUGCCAAAGUUCAAAUAUUUCUGCGAGCACGUGCAAGCCGAAUGAAAGUCUAAAUGAUGGAAUGUCCAACUACAACUUUCCUUGCGCAGCCACAAUGCGAUUCCAAAUCAAAUCCUGUGUUAACAAAAAAAGACUCAAUUGUCCAGAACGCUAUAUUUGAAGAAGAAAAUUGAAUAUCUCAGGGAAUUGGAUUCGUUUGCUUAAUAUUUUAACUAAGUAUCGCGUUUUCUAACAAUUCCAUUUUUUUAAUAAUACAGAUUCAUCAUUAAAAAAUAAGACCGAAUAUAAAAUAUUCCUAAAAUAACAAAAUGAUUUGUACGAGCAUUUUCUCUACCACCUGCGAUAUUGACGACGAUAAUAAUUAUACAAUAUGAUUUUGAUGCAGGUGCAGUUUUAGCUCAGGGAACAGUGGAAGAAGUAAAAAAGGAGAUCCCAGAGAAUAAUGAGAACACUGUAGAACAUAUUGAUGACGAUCUUUAUCAUGUGGAAGAUGGCGAUGAUUCAGCACAAACUGAACAGUUACGUGAAGCAGAAGAAGAUCGCCAGGUUGGAAAUGUUUCCAUCAAAAUUCAUGCAAAGUAUUUCACGCAUGGAGCGCCAGUGACAAUUCUAUUUCUGAUUUUAUUGGCAAUUGUAGCGGGACAAGGUAAAACCUAAUGCAGAACAAUAUAAUCGAAUCAGCUCAUUGAACGUUUGUUUACAUCAUUGCCAGCUACUUUACAAUUUUUGAGCCAGCUUCUAUUGUUCUACUUUAUCAGAACAUAGAAAACAAUUGCAACAGAAGUAAGUUCUGAGCCUUCGUAAACUGGGACAAUAGUGGUUAGGUUUGUGAGCUUUCUGUAGUUGUUGUGCGACUUGGUGCGACCAUGGAUAAUAAAGUAAAUGGAUAGGAAACUAGCUGACGUGACCUAAUGUUUUAAAUGGGCUGAUGGCGUGGUUGGAUGUCCCAACCUAGUUGAAAACCAAAUUCUCAAAAACAGCAUGAUUAUAGCAAUAAUACAGCUAAACAUUUUAGUCAAAGAGCAAAUAAAUAUAAUCACGCCAUUCUACGAUGAAAACUCUAAGUAUUCCGAGCCAAUUUUAGCACAUUUUUCAAGCACUAAUCAGUGAAAAAUAAAUCGCAAAUUUCGUUAAAAUUGGUGACGCCAAUUUCGUAGCUACAAAUGUAAAAAAAAAUACAAAACAAAGACGAAAAACAUUUACCUUGAAUACUUUGUCGUGGCUUAGGCAUGUUUUUAAAACGAUUAGACCAGUUCAUGCUUCAAUAUCACCCUUUUAAAGUGGAAAAUAUAGCAAAACAACAAAAAUGUCGAUAACUUUGGUAAAAUUCGCAAUACGCGUGACGUCACGUUUUUCAACAAGGAUGCGGUCAAUGACGUCAGAAGUUUCCUAUCCAGUUAUUUUACAAUCCAUGGUGCGACUUUGACACUGGGAAGCUGCACCACAUAAUCCAUAGUAUAUCCAUACUAUUUUGAUACUAUAUCCAUAGUAUGGAGAUAUGCAAUUAUUAUGGAUAACUAAAAUCCAUUCUAUUUCCAAUAAAGGUCCAUACAAUUUCUAUUCUAUGACCAAUUCUAUCGAUUUCAAAAUUUUUUUCCAGUGUAUGCGAAUUAAGACUAUUUUUAGUACCCGCGAGUAGGCUUUGGAAUAGAACAAUAUAAAUGAUCUGGGCAAAAAAAUUCAUUAUUAUUAAAAUUUCGAUUGGUACGUAUUGUACGUACUAUAUUGAAAUAUUUUCUUGCCAAUUAUUUUUAAUCGCUUUGUUUUUGCUAGGAUUGAUCUUGUGGGUGGACAUUCAAGUGUCAUCAUUACCACAUUUGGCAAACCAGACAGACAAGUUUCACACAGCGUUAUAUGUAUAUCCAAUAUCUUUGAUUGCUGCUGUAUUAGUCACCACCCUUGCGAAAUGUUGCAUUUUUCUCGUACCGAUUAGAGCAAACUACAAACUCCACAACAAAAUGGUAUCUUGUCUCCUUCAAGUUCCAAGUCAUUUUUACGCCGUAAACCCACCUGGUCGUAUUCUGAACAGAUUGUCGCAAGACAUCAACAAUCUAGACGAUCUUCUGCCAUUUUAUUUGGUCAAUUUCUUUCACGAUGCGGCGCUUUGCCCGGGAGCUAUUAUCUUGUGUUUGAUAAGCAACACUUUAAUUCUGCGAUGGACAUCAAACGUUUAAUGUCUCAAGCUGGCAGUCCGCUGUAUUCUCACUUUUCAAACACCAUGGAGGGAUUGAGGAUUAUUCGCGUGCAUAAUAGACAGAAAGAAUUCACAAAAGUUUUGCUGAGGUAUGAAAUAGCGAUAUUUGAACAUUGUUGGCCUUCAAGUCCGAAAACUUGA
Paramuricea clavata is the source of this 5177-nucleotide messenger RNA. Lineage: Eukaryota; Metazoa; Cnidaria; Anthozoa; Malacalcyonacea; Plexauridae. The record is from the annotation of a GenBank genome assembly.